AUGGCUGAUUCCAUUGGUAAGCUUGAGGAAGAAGCCCGCAAACGUAAAGACCGUCUGCGAAUGCUGAAAGAAAAGCAGACAACACUCGAAGUUCAAAGUUUAACAUCUAACCCCGAGAGCGAUACAAUUGUAAAAGCGAAUAUUCCCAAACCUAUUUUUCGGAACUAUAAACCAGAGAGUGAAGAAAUCCAGAUGGCUGUUAUAGAAAAUGGACGUGUGGGAAAUGUGGAGAAUGAAGUUAGCACACAGUUGGAAAUGAUGAAAACUUCGAUUGUUAUUGAAGAAAUUGAUGUUGCAAAUCUAGCUCCACGCAAGCCAGAUUGGGAUCUAAAACGUGAUGUUUCCAAAAAGUUAGAAAAGCUAGAACGUGGUACCCAAAAAGCCAUCGCUGAACUUAUUCGUGAGCGCCUGAAAGCCGGUCAAGAGCAGGACAUACUACAGGUGGUGAAUGUAGGUAUAUCUAAGACAUCUUUAAGAGAAGAUGAUGCUAAUCGGCAAGAUUAAUUUAGGAAUAUUGCUUUUAAUGACAAAACUGCAGCCACUGCUGUAGUAUGUUCAAGUACGAAUAGCAGUAAUUUGAUUUUGUUCUAUUUUAGUUGAAAUAGUUAAUUUUAUUUUAUUUCCGUUGAUUUGUAAAAAUUGUCCGAACGUAC
Molecule: messenger RNA, 653 nt
Organism: Anopheles nili
Lineage: Eukaryota; Metazoa; Arthropoda; Insecta; Diptera; Culicidae
Product: coiled-coil domain-containing protein 12
Exons: 2
Coding region: 1-504 (167 amino acids)
Cellular component (GO): post-mRNA release spliceosomal complex; U2-type spliceosomal complex
Source: RefSeq, a predicted model, not a curated record